Harpegnathos saltator (Jerdon's jumping ant) is the source of this 1139-nucleotide messenger RNA. Its product is annotated as putative gamma-glutamylcyclotransferase CG2811. NCBI's taxonomy places the organism in Eukaryota, Metazoa, Arthropoda, Insecta, Hymenoptera, Formicidae. Gene Ontology annotation, cellular component: cytosol. Bases 345 to 872 code for a protein of 175 amino acids. The record is from RefSeq and is a predicted model, not a curated record. Gene Ontology annotation, molecular function: gamma-glutamylaminecyclotransferase activity. The transcript is spliced from 3 exons.
CAACAAGUGACAUCUGUGCGGUGUAUUGCUCACAGUGUUAUUCGUUUCUUUUAUCUUUAUUUUAUUUUCACUGUGUUGUGAAAAUAUCGUGUGACUUGUGCGUGCCUUGAAAGAGCUUGCGUCGCUCUCCCGAGAAAUCGCCGAGAGAUUUCUCUUCGUUACAACUUCGUCACAGUUUAAUCUAAUUCCAAGUUUCGUUUCAACCAAGUGGAUCGAUAUCGCAUGAAAUGUGUCUGUGACGUAAUUUGUGCGCAUUUAGAUAAAACUUGAUGAUAACAUCAUCGAUUAUCGUCGCAAUGUCACCGGCCGGUAGUCACGUGUGAAAGCCAGGCGCGACUUUCGAAAUGUAUGAGAACCUGUUCAAGAACCCGCUGCAUCGGGUAUUCGUAUACGGCACCCUGAAACGAGGAGAGCCCAACCACAGCAUCAUAAAGGAUGUCGCGAACGGAUACGCGAAGUUUCUCGGUAUCGCCAAGACGACGACGUCGUAUCCCCUGGUGAUCGCUACCAAAUACAACAUACCGUUCCUGCUGAAGAAACCGAACGUCGGCAAUCAUGUGCAGGGGGAGAUAUACGAUGUGGACUCUACGAUGCUGAAGAAACUGGACGAGCUGGAAGAGCACCCCGCCUUUUACGAACGCACCGAGGAAGAGAUCCUACUAGCCCCGGAGGCUAUGCUGAAGCCUGGGAGGACUUUCGAGGAGAUCAGCGAGCUGACGAGAGCGUGGAUAUACUUUCUGCCGAGGUACAAUCCUUCGCUGUUGGAUGGCCCCAUGUACGUGUCUUACAGCAACAACGGGCAACACGGGCUGAAAUAUUGCGAGAAGUAUGUUCGCGAUCCGUCUUACGAUCACAGGAAAGAAGUACAGUAAAAUCAACGCCGGCUCGCGGCUUUUAUCUCGUGUUGCAGCGACGAGGACUCGUCGAGCAUUAACGACGUUCUUUGAACUCGUCUCGGUCUCGGGCGCACGGAAUUAUCCUUACGGAAUUAACAUAAUUUCGUCUCAGUCGCAUAAUGAGAAUGACCCGAAAGAGCCGUUCCGGAAGAGUGACGAUUUAAUCUCGGCUAAUAGCGAUUCGGCAUCGGUUGCUGUAGCGCUUGAUAAAAUGCGGACCCGACGAGUUCAGCCGAAGGAUCG